Molecule: messenger RNA, 1839 nt
Organism: Rhododendron vialii
Lineage: Eukaryota; Viridiplantae; Streptophyta; Magnoliopsida; Ericales; Ericaceae
Product: beta-amyrin 28-monooxygenase-like
Exons: 3
Coding region: 222-1649 (475 amino acids)
Biological process (GO): sterol metabolic process
Molecular function (GO): iron ion binding; monooxygenase activity; oxidoreductase activity, acting on paired donors, with incorporation or reduction of molecular oxygen
Source: RefSeq, a predicted model, not a curated record
CCCCAAAAUCAAAGUAUUCCGUUCAAUAUUGACGGCCUAUAGUGAGUAGUGAACUGACAAUAAUACAGUAAGUCUUUUGUCUACAGUAUAUCUCUAUAUACUUAUCUACCUAUCUAUCUAUAUAAACUACAUACACUCCAAGCUUCCCGAACCAACCAAACCAAACUACUCCACUUGUUUACUACUUCAUUCAACAGCCACCGAAACAACAUCGACCACUCAUGGAGGCCUUAUCUCUCUCUGUAGUUCUAGUUUUUCUCUCUCUUGUUAUCACCGUCUUCGCCUUCCGACGCCGGUCUCAUUCCGAUGUCAAGCUGCCACCGGGCAGCUUUGGGUGGCCAGUCAUGGGCGAAACCAUGGAGUUCUUGUUUGGCAAGCCGGAAAAUUUCGUGGGUGAUAGGAUGAAAAAGUACUCACAUGACAUCUUCAAGACAAAUAUUCUUGGAGAGAAAACCGCGGUGAUAUGCGGCCCUAACGGGAACAAGUUUCUCUUCUCCAACGAGCAAAAGCUCUUCACCGUCUUCCGUCCACAUCCGAUGCAAAAGCUUUUCCGAUCGUACAAAACUAACGCACCUGCUCCACCGGUCCAAGCCUCACCAGGGGAUGAGGUGAAAUCAAUUAGAACCCCCGGUUUUUUCAAACCGGAGGCCCUAAUGAGGUACUUGGCCAAAAUGGACUCCAUUACACAACAGCAAUUGGAUAUUCAUUGGGAAGGAUUAAGUGAAGUGAAAGUCUUUCCUCUCUCAAAGACGGUGACCUUGACGCUUGCGUGUCGCUUCUUUUUGGGCAUCGACAAUCCAGAGCGUAUCGCGAGGCUUGUUGGCCACUUCGACGAUAUCACUCUGGGGAUGCACUCGAUUAUUUUGAACGUCCCCGGAACGAUCUUUUAUCGGGCAAACAAGGCUGCGGCUGCCAUCCGGAAGGAGCUAGUGAAUGUGAUUAAGGAGAAGAAAGCUGCGAUGGCGAGUGGGGCACCGAUGCAGGACAUAUUGUCGCAUAUGAUUGUGGCCGCAGAUCCAAAUGGGAAUUUCAUGCCAGAGGCAGAGAUUGCUGAUAAAAUGAUGGGUUUGAUAGUAGCUGGGUAUAGUACAGUUUCUACCACCAUAACUUUUUUCAUGAAGUAUGUGGGUGAAAAUCCAGAUGUCUACAACAGAGUACUAUCAGAGCAAUUGGAAAUCUCGAAGGGCAAAAAGGCAGGGGAAAUGUUAGAUUGGGAAGAUUUGUCGAGAAUGAAGUACUCAUGGAAUGUGAUGUGCGAAGUAAUGAGACUCGUUCCUCCUCUUCAAGGAACUUUCAGGGAGGCCCUGUGUGACUUCACCUAUGCUGGUUACACAAUCCCAAAGGGAUGGAAGGUAUAUUGGACUGUUAGCACAACAAACAAGAACCCCAUGUACUUUAAGGAUCCGGAAAAAUUCAACCCCUCAAGGUACGAAGAAGGAGAAGCACCGCCUCCAUACACAUAUGUACCGUUCGGUGGUGGGCCUAGAUUGUGCCCCGGAAAAGAGUAUGCGCGAUUAGCAGUAUUGACUUUCAUCCACAAUGUGGUGAAGAGGUAUAAGUGGGAGAUUCUGUUUCCUGAUGAGAAGGUUAUGGGUGAUAUGAUGCCAACACCGGAAAAAGGCCUCCCAAUCCGCCUAACUCGAUGCUAGGUCAUUAUAUCAGUUUUUUUUUUUUUUAAGUUUGUUGCCAUUUGAACUUGUUUGAUGUGCAGAUCAAACUUAAAAUCUUCAUAGCAUGUAUUAAAAGGUACUCCCAUGUUAUUUUUAUUUUUAAAAUCCUUAUUAAAAGGUACCAUGUGACAGCAAUGUUUUCCAUAAAGAAAUCGAUCUUUUGUGAAAA